This is a messenger RNA of Caretta caretta (loggerhead turtle), 1862 nucleotides long. RefSeq names its product transmembrane p24 trafficking protein 5 (gene TMED5). NCBI's taxonomy places the organism in Eukaryota, Metazoa, Chordata, Testudines, Cheloniidae. The record is from RefSeq and is a predicted model, not a curated record.
CUUCCGGGGCGUGGCUGCCGCGACGCGAUUGGGCUGCGGGCACGGGCUGCUCCUCCCCGGGGCCGGCUGCUCUCGGCCGCAGCCGCCUCGCUGGCAGGCUGGAGUCACGCCCGCCUCCGUAUCCACGAGAACAUCCUGUUCCUGUCAGCCGCGGGCUGGGCAGAGCCGGAGCGCGCCGUGCCAGGCCCAGCGCUGCCCGCGGGGAUGGGGACAGCGUCCCGCCUGCUCCUCCUCCUCCACAACCUGCUGCUGCUGCUGCUGCCGCCGCCCGGCGCCUUCGGAUUCGUUCCCUCCCUGGACAGCGACUUCACCUUCACGCUGCCCGCCGGCCGCAAGGAGUGCUUCUUCCAGCCCAUGCGGCAGGGCGCCUCGCUGGAGGUCGAGUACCAGGUUUUAGACGGAGCAGGAUUAGAUAUUGACUUUUACUUGGAAUCUCCAAAAGGUGAAAUUCUAGUUUUUCAUCAGAGAAAAUCAGAUGGAGUCCACACGGUGGAAACAGAAGAUGGAGAUUACAUGUUCUGCUUUGACAACACAUUCAGCACCAUUUCAGAGAAGGUGAUUUUCUUUGAAUUGGUCCUAGAUAAUAUGGGAGAAGGAGAACAAGAGGACUGGAAGAAGUACAUUACAGGCACAGACAUGUUGGAUAUGAAACUUGAAGAUAUUCUGGAAUCCAUCAACAAUGUCAAAGCCAGGUUAAGCAAAAGCCUCCAGAUUCAGACGCUGCUCAGAGCAUUUGAAGCUCGUGAUCGAAAUAUACAAGAAAGCAACUUUGACAGAGUGAAUUUUUGGUCCUUGGUCAACUUGGGAGUAAUGGUGGUGGUUUCAGCUGUUCAGGUUUACAUGCUGAAAAGUCUUUUUGAAGAUAAGAGGAAAAGCAGAACUUAACAGCAAGUGUGAUCAAAGCAAUAACCAGAGAGGAGGGGAAAAUGCAAUAAACUGCUACAGCAAAAGGGACUGGUGUUACCUUGCUGCUUGUUUUGAAUAGACAUUAUAAUCAGGUUCUUGAUUCACAUAUGACUAACAUGAACAGAAUACCUUUGCCCGCAUCCUUCCAUCUCUGCAAGUGUUACUAACAGUCUUACUGGUGCAUCUGUUUUGUUGGUUUGUUGCAUUUGUAAUGAUUCUUACUAGAUUAUGCAUAAUACACAGAAUGGUGGAUCAAAUGCAAACCAAUGUUAAUACCUGCCAGACAGUCAUCUUUUCAUAGUCACUUGAAAACCUUUUUAUGUCCGCCUAAAUAAUAAUUUGUUUUUUUACAAGUUUUUAAAUAAGCAUUGAGUAAAGUUACAGAUGUGCCAAAGGAUUGAGGCCCACCUAUGUAGGCUAUAGCUAUUGUAAGUUCUCCAUAAAUGUAAAUGUACAAAAUUUCCUUGAGUCUUUAUUGUAUAGCAUAAUACAGAAACACUGGGUUAACAUUUGUGAAGUGGUUAAAAUGAGAAGUUAUUUUUUCACUUUUAUAUAUAUAUAGUUAUAUAUCUCUCUAUAUAUAUCAGCACUUUAAAGAGACAGUUAAUGUGAAAUUUAGUCAAUUUAUAAACUAAUUAAAAGUAGCAUCAGACACUAUACCUAUCCAAGUCCUUCUGCCAGUUGUUGUGAUUGUACAGUCCCAUUUUCCUGUUUAGUUGGUUGUUGCUGUGUGAAAGGUCCACUGGAACAGUGAUAGUGACCAUACAAAGUACAGUCAGAUGCACAAAAUAAAAUGGCAUUAUUUAAUCUUUAGUUAUUGUAAUCUUAGAUAUUAUAACAGUAGAUACAUUCAGACAGAAGUGAGUUUUUUCAGAUGACUGUGUUCCUUUCAUAGUUUUUAGGUAAAAUUGUCUGGAAACAUUAAUUUGACAUUAAAUGUUUAUAUACUUCCAAAA